Vanrija pseudolonga is the source of this 1716-nucleotide messenger RNA. RefSeq lists its product as uncharacterized. Bases 1 to 1716 code for a protein of 571 amino acids. Lineage: Eukaryota; Fungi; Basidiomycota; Tremellomycetes; Trichosporonales; Trichosporonaceae. The record is from RefSeq and is a predicted model, not a curated record. The transcript has a single exon.
AUGCCGCCCCCGACCCCCCGCCCAAAGCCACCAGCGCUCGCGCUCAGCAUCGACGGCGAGAGCGACACGGACACAGUGAGCAUGGUGACUGCGCUCUCGCGCGCGUCGUCGCCAGCCGACACGGUGUUCACCGCGCCGCUGUGGACGGGCGGCAGCGCGGCCGCGCCAACUCCGACCCCGACACCGCGCACGCCAAAGCACAUCCCCGGCGCGUGGGAGGAGCGAUACUCGACCCCGCCGCCGUUCCCCGGCCCGCCGGCCAACUCGCCCCGCUCGCAGAAGACAAGCAGCACCGCGACGCCCAAAGGCGCUGCGGCCGGCGGCAGCGGGGGCACCGGGACUGGUAUCGGUCUCGGCCGCCCCCCGCGCCGCCGUGGCGGGUCGGACCGCUCGCACGCGGGCAGCGAGCGCACGAUCAAGACGAUAGAGUACGCCAACGGCGACCGCUACGUGUCUGCCCCGCCGCCGCCGGGCUGGGUGCCGACUCUGCCGGCGUCGCCACAACGCCGUGUCAUGUCCCAGACGCUCAGGUACGCGAUGAGCGAUGAGUUCGACGACGACGACCUGGGACAGCCGAUGGGGCAGCCCUUCGGCUUCCAGCACCCGUUCCACCAGCCUCUGCCGCCGCUGCAUGCCGGCUUCGAGGGCCUCAACCGCGCGCCUCCACCUCCACAGCAACCACACGUCGACAUGGAGGCCGAGAACGCCUGGACGGCCUUUGUGCGCGCGCAGCUCCAGCGCCUGAUGAUGGACGGUGUCGUGGCCAGCCAGCUGCCGCCCAACCCGCCCCUAAACCUCGUCGACCAUGUCGCCGCGCUGCGGGCCGAGAUCGAGGAGCUCCGCGCCGCCGUGGCGCAGGUCGCGGCCAACCAGCGGCCUGCGAGCCUCGUCGCCGCCGUCGAGCACGUCGCGGCCGCGGUGGAGAGCGUCGCUGCUGCCGAGAGCAUCCCGCCGGCGCCGAGCGCGCAACAGGAAGAUGCCGAGGACGCAGAGGCGCGCAGAGUUCACGAGGAGCUGGCGCAGCAUGUCGACCACCAGAUUGGGCGUGGCGAGGAGGGAGCCCAUCGCGGACAGUCGAGCCACAUCGACCCGCGCGGCUAUGACGAACAGCUGCAACACGCCGAGCAGCCCCACGAUGUCAAUGAGCCCGAACUCCACCCCAGCUCCAACGCCGCGCCGUCGGACCGCGUCCCAACGCCAGUCCCAACGGACAGCCUCACCGACCGCAGCGCCACCCCAGUCCCGACCGACAGCAUCACGGUCCCCGGCCGCGCCGGCCCACUGCACUUCACGCCGACGACAGUGUCCCUCGUGCUGGAGGUAGUCCGCGCGAUUGACCGCGCGCGGCACGUCGACCACCGGCCCGACGAGGCCGUCUUCGACGACGACAACCUCGUCGCUAUUAUCGACGACGCGCGCGCCGUGCUCGACGAGAAGGGCGUGAGUAUCUUUGGGGCGAGCACGCGCAGCGCGCUCGCUUCGGCGGCGUCAGAGGACGGCGAGUCGCUGUCCACACGCCGCCGACUCGUACCCUCCGAGGCUAGUGUCGCCGAUGAGAGCCACUCCGCCUCGGCACCGCUCAGCCCGCCUGUCGAGGCUGCCUCCCCACGUACGAUCACUGUCGAGUCCCCUGAGCCCUUCGCUGCCGAGCACCGCGCGUCCGUCAAUGCCACGCCGACGCCCAUCGCCCCAGUUUCUGUCACGAUCACGCAGUAA